AUGCCAGAGACCAGAAGUGACGAGGUGUGUCACAGGACCCAGCCGGAGACACGUGUGCUGCCCGAUCCUCUCUCUAUUCUGCUCGUUGGCGAGGGAAAUUUGAGUUUCACGUAUGCGCUUGUCAAGCGGCUUUCCAGCAGCGCGGCAGUCCGGCGUGCGACGCGCAGCGAUCUCACAGAUGGCGUGCGGCGACGCGACACUGUAGUGGAGGUGACUGCGACCACCUUCGACUCUGCAGCGGACCUUCUGCGCAAGUACCCCGAGGCAGGGCGGUAUUUGACGUACUUUGCGGCGAAGCAGCGCGUGCGUGUCCGCUAUUUUGGCGGUGUGAACGCGACGUCGCUGUCAUCUGUUAGUGCCGCGCUGCGAGAUUCCCCCUCCCACCUUCUUAUCUUCAAUAAUCCCCACAUUGGAUUCGAGGAUCUGUACCGCCAGCGUUCCCUCCUCUCGCACUUCUUCCGCAGCGCACGCGACCUGCACAUCGAAGCCCCCACAGUGGACUACCCUCAGGAGGUUGUGGUGACCCUCUGCGACGACCAGGCGCAGCGGUGGGACUUGCUGGGGUGCGCGGCGCGAAGCGGCUACCUCUGCGUCGCGGCGGUACCCCUGCGCUCCGUUGACUUUCCCGAAUACACGAACCGCCGUCAUCAGAGCGCCGCUGCUUUCCCGUUUCGCAUCAUGGUGCAGUACUACUUUGUUGCCCCCCAGGUUGCGCUGCAUGAGGAACUAUGCGGCCUCUCCGCGGAACUGAUGCUGUGGGAGCAAGAGCGCCGCUCACGCGCCGAGGAUGGGUUGCCGUGUAGGUACACCUGCGUGGAGUGGCUGCGUGUGGCAAAGCGGUGCUUCGGCCUUUGUUCCGAAGCUCCUGCUGGGGAGGCUCAACUCAGCGACGCGGCCGCCAGCAGGGCGUGCGCCUCGAGCAGUGACGCCUUCUCGGUCAACAUAACCGGAUGUUCAGCAGAGCAGCCUCUGCCGCUGCUCCACCCGACGCUCGUGGACCGCGUGGUGGGUGCCACAGUGAUGGCUCCUGGCUUUGCCCAGCCGUCGGUGGGCCAGGCAGGGGCGUUCAUGCCGUACCUGCCCCGCUCUACGUGGGUCAGUCUGUACCGCGCGCAGCGCUUGGCGGAGAGGCAGCCACGCUCUCCGUCUGCUAUUCCCGCACCAAAGAACGUGCCUCCGCUGCCGCCACACCUUGAUGCGUUGAGCCUCGGUCGCGAACUCACCUCGCGAGAGAGCAAGAAGCUCGACCGCUACCUCUGUGGUUACGGCCCUGCGAUGAAGGCAAGAGCUGAUCAGCGCCGGCAAGCGGCGACGGAGACGCCCUGUUCAUGGGGCUGUGACAAAUGCCGGCCCCCUCGCAUUUUUGAGACGGAAGACGAUCUGCGUCAGCACCAUGCCGCGAAGCACUUCCUUGCCACUCAGCUUGCGCCGACGCUGUACGCACGUGUGCAGGAACAGAUUGAGACCCCCAUGCAGCGAUUGGAGGAUGCUCUGAAUGACAUGCAUUUACGGCAGAGCGUCGACCAGGGGUACUGCGACGUGUGCGACUUGCAGUUUAAGAGCGUCGAUGCUUACGAGGAGCACCUCCGGUACUUAGCUCCCCUUCCGGUCGACGAUGUGGCGAAUUUGGUGUGCGAUGUGUGUCAGCCAGCGAAGUGUUUUACCGAUCGCCGCGCACUCGUGCAACACCAGGCCACCAAGCACUCGUUGGUGGACUGGCAGACUCGCAAAGGCGCAACUCCAGCAAAACAGUGA
Molecule: messenger RNA, 1755 nt
Organism: Leishmania braziliensis MHOM/BR/75/M2904
Lineage: Eukaryota; Euglenozoa; Kinetoplastea; Trypanosomatida; Trypanosomatidae
Exons: 1
Coding region: 1-1755 (584 amino acids)
Biological process (GO): rRNA base methylation
Cellular component (GO): cytoplasm
Molecular function (GO): rRNA (uridine-N3-)-methyltransferase activity
Source: RefSeq, a predicted model, not a curated record